ACUUUAAACUCAGCCCCCUUUUUCCAAAAACCAAGCCAACCUGUUGAGUGUCUCAGUGGAGAGGGUUGGGUGUUGGCGCACAGAGGGAAGAGAGAAGUCGCUGCCUUUGAGUCACAUAUCCGCCUGUUUGUGUGAAUUUCCACGUUUUUCUCUUUCUUCGUGAUAAAUCGUUUUCGAGGUAAGUGUUGAUCCGAGAAAUGUCCUCUUGUAGGCUGUCAUUGUCUUCUCUUGCUUUUCCUUUGUUGGAUGAAACUGUACAAAAAGUUCAAGUUUUGCAAACAUGCUGGUGAACAUCUUUUCAACAGGAAACUACAGAAAGGACGAAAUUAUGGGAGUUUACGAACAGAUUCGUUUGCGAUGGAAAACUGUCGUCAGAAGUCUUUAUCUCCUCUUAGCUUGUUCAUUAAGUCGUUUAAAAGACCAUUAAAGUCUUGUUUCCUCGGAGAAAGUCUUUGGGUUUCAAAAAGUGAGAGAACAGUUCUCUGUUUGUCACGAUAGCAUCGUCCGGUUGAUAUUUCUCUUGGAUAUCACUGGUGUCAUGACAAUGAAGCAGCACGCGCCCAAGGGCCAACGUGCGUAACGGCCUGGAUAGUCUGCCUUCACGCGCAUUGAAGCAGCUGUUAGAACAAGUCCGCUCGAGGCUGAGAUAACUCAACUAAGCUCAACUGUGUAUUACUGUUUCCGCAGGCCCAGUUUAUACUUACAUUAGAAUAAAAAAAAUUAGAUUAAGUUUUUUUUUCUGUUAAUAUUGAGUCUUGGUCCCUUUCAUAGAGUUUAAUAAAUAUGACAGAUAGAUAUCAUUGCAGAGUGAGCAUGUAGCCUUAGCUUCUUAGUGCCAUUGACCAUAUUUACCAAAAGAUAAUUCAAGAAAAUCUGUUUUUUAAACACACAGAAGAUGACUGUCAGAGAAGAUGAAGUGCUGUGGAAUUUUACUAUGCUUUAUUGAAGGCAGACUAAAGGCUGUGUGUGUGUGUGUGUGUGUGUGUGUGUGUGUGUGUGUGUGUGUGUGUGUGUGUGUGUGUGUGUGUGUGUGUGUGUGUGUGUGUGUGUGUGUGUGUGUGUGUGUGUGUGUGUGUAAAAAGCUGAUAAGAGCAGGGGUGAUAACAUUUUGCUACCAUGUGGCACAAGGACAGAUUGGGACAAGGACAGAUACAGUAGAGUUGAAAUGUUGCUGUAUAUUGUUGCACUGUGAGGGACAAAGACCUACAAAAUAUGGAUGAUUUCAGGGAUUCUGAACUGAAAUAAGUGGGUCACUCACAGUGGGUUGUCAGUGUAUUGAAAUUUGUUGAAAACUACCAGAAAUCAGGUGAUGUAAAUUAUCUCACUUUUUUGACCGUGUCGCUAAUACUUUGAUAUAAUCAGAGUAUUAGUAUUAUAUCUACCAAGUUGAACUUUUGAAAUAAUUCACUUAAAUGGUAGGGAAAUUCACAGUUUAUAGCAUUUAAACUCUAUGGAGCUUGCCAAAAGGCCUUGAGCCAAGAAACUUUCAUUUUUACCAGCAUUUAGUUGUGUCUCAUUAAAUCAUUAAAACAUUGCAGCACAACUUAAAAACUGUAAAAAGUUCAAUACAGGAAUAAAACUAUGAUUGACCACUGUUUCAUAUCACUGAUCAGUGAUGCUUUCUGUCACAGCGUAGGAGAUGAAGCUGUUUAAGCCUUUUUUGCAUGCUGAUUAAAUAUUGAUCGUUAUGACAGGCUACAGGUCAUUUCACAUCGGGACGGUUUUUGUCGUGCGAUUAUUUCGGACGUCAAUAUUUUUUUUCGAACCCAUAUCCUGUCAAUGCAAGCGUUCACAUCAGCGACAUUUUCCCAUCCUGUGAUGUUGCGGCAUUUAUUUUUUCGGAUCAUGGUCGAUUUUUCUAAAGUUUCGCAGACUGUGUGUCCACUUCUGACCAAUCAGAUUGCGUGUUGUUGCGACGUCAGAUUUACCGGUAUAUCCAACAUGGCCGAUCGGCUGAUUGUUUAUGAUCGUUUACACAAAUAUUACAAAGAUAACGACCUGAAGGACAACUUGUGGAGAGUCAUAGCGUCGGAUUUCUGAUAUGACGAUGUUUUGUGUGCUUUAACAGUUUGCUAAACGUCUUUGUUUUAACUUUUAUCUGUGCUAACGGUUGUUACCAUAGUUUCAUGUGCUUAUCUGGUACUGGGCCCGACUUAGUACAUGCUAUCAUGAUAGACAGCCAUCUCAACACUAGAGUCUAGUCCUCUGCCUCUUCAAACUUGGAGCUAGUUGUUUCAGCAGAACUUCAAAUUGUCCAACAGACAACUGAAAAUAGGUUCUGAAGCAACUGUGGUACAGUUUCAGCUCCUGAACCAAGCAGUGAAACUCACCGAGUUCUCUUCUUUUUUGUAAUAUUUCUUUUUCAGAAAGCAAAAGCAGUACCAAUUCGCCAUCACUUGAAGUUGAAGUAGACUCCAUUUUUGUCUUCUCGCUAUCACCUGGGACACUGUAGGUUGUCAGGGAAAGGUCCCGUCCUCCUUCGCCUCUGAUUGGCUAUAAGUGCUGACCAGUUGGCUUGAGCUUGUGUGACGUUUCCAGCUUUUCUAGUCAAUCAGAGGCGAAGGAGGCAGGACUUUUCCCCGGAAAGUCGCAAAAUCGCAUCGGGCUUGAUGUGUAUAGUCAGGCGCGUCAAAAUUCGCCUCCGAAAAUUUCGUGAUUUCACAUUAUAUAUUUUCAAAAAAUAAAAAUAUCUUCAGUUUGUUGCAAACUGAAGUCUGGACUUUAUUUGUAGAUAAUUUAGUGCUCCAGCAUACUGUACAAAACUCUUUUUGUCCCACAGAAAUGGAGCAUAACAGAAGAAUUACAAGUGCAUAAAGUAUUCAGCUGAAAAAUGCAAACAUGGAUGUGAGGACAAAGAGAGGUUAUCAUACAUCUGGCCCACACCUGCCUAUCUCCAUGGAUGUGUAUUCAUUUUAAUGGUCCUCUUAUGUAAACAGAGGGAUUGAGGUGAGGCAGAGAGCUAAGAGAGGUUACAGGGGGACAGACGGAUGGACAGAGGAUGAACAAAGUGGCAUCAGACAGGCAGAGUUGUCUUUCCUGUGUCAGGUGAAGCAGACAGACUUCGUCAUCCUCACCUUUCCUCACAUGACUGCUGUUCUUAAAAAGGAAACGAGAGAAAGUGAGAGAGUGAGUGCUUAGAGAGGCGUGCUUUCUCCUCACCUUUCCAGACACCACUUUGGCAGCUCAUAGGCACAAAUUUAGAAACCCAGAGAGGACAUUGAUUUAAUGGCAGAGAUGUGACUGUGACCUUCAUAUGUUCACCAUGAAACCUCAACGCUCAGCAGUGACACUGCAAGGGUUGUACCCAGGUUAGAUUCAAGCAAGUCAGACUCAGUUUGGCUAUUCAGUGAUGAUCUGAUGAUAAGUCACCCAUCUGUUACCCAGAUGUAAACAAGCACAGAUGGCAGAUGGCAUUUCAUAGCCUGGUGUGGUUUGGCAGUGGUUUUAUGUAGUAUGGAAAGAUUGAUAAAGGCUGUGUCAGGUUAAGUUGGUGCGUAUGCAUCUGAUCAUAGCAAUGCAUAUAACCUGCAAAGAGGACUGAAGGCUGGAGCUCUGCCAGAGACUUGACAAAGCAAUCUAAGCAAUCUAACAUGUUGUACACAAAAAUACUGUGCUCCUAUUUUUGGCAAUUAAACUGUGAGUAAUUUAGAUCAAUCGCUGUGGAACACCCCUGAUUGAAAUGACAGUAUUUUAAGAAUUUAUUUGACACAUACCAUGAUUAUCGUUGGACUCGUCUACAUGGUGUAGGAGGGCCUUUUAACCUGUGCAGCAGUGACCCAAGAGGGGUAGCUCUAAAUUUCUUGGCUUCUCACUUACCUUUUCCAGAAAAUACGAUCUACUAGCCUGACAUUGCACUUGUUUUUUAACAACUUAAUGUCCCAAAGCAGCUCAGAGAUGCAUCCAGAGAAACAGAUUUUCAUUGUGAAUACUUUUGUUCUGUAUUUUCAAUUAAGCUGCAAUCGCUGAUGAACAACAAAGCCAAUGCUGAAGUGCUAAAAACUGCAUUUCCUAAAGUGUCCUCUUGAGGCCAGCUUCGAAAACCCAGAAAUUCCCAUUUACAGCAGAAGUUACCAUUUACUGAGCACAUUGUAGCUGUUUGCCAUUAUCCUUGAGGUCUACCUGAACACUGCUUUGCAUUUCCAUUUCUAAAUUUCCAAUAGGGCGACUCUUUAAUUCAGCUACUUAACUCCACCCCAGAAACUGAUGUCUGAAGUCACUUAGCCGACAUCCGUGCUUUUUACAACUCAUGGUUUUUAAUGGUUCUGGUCAUGGGUCUGUUUCUUUUAGACUGUGGUCUAUAUACGCUGGUAAUAGGAAUGAGAUGUUGAGGACUUCAUCGAUCUCAGAGUGAAAAUGAAGAUAGUAAAUUUUCAUACUUUUGAAAAACUAAACAUCAAGGGACUCUGACCUUCAAAAGAGCUAGACAAUGAAGCUAGCAGCUGCUGUUGGUAUCAGAAAAAGAGGAGGGAUUGAAAAACUCAGAUUUUAAACAAACACAACAUAAAUUAUUUGUUUCCAAGUGUCAGUCAGUGGAUCUGAUUGCUUCUGAUUUUGGGGGUCAUGUUGAGAAAUUGUACUUAGCUAUGAGAACUGAAGGGUUAUGAGACUUAGUAUGCAAUGUUCGUCUGAGUGUUUUAUUGCCCCUCUACAACAAUUAUGUAAUAAUUUCACUGUGGUAAUACAAUUUGCAUGACAAAUAAUUCAAGUUAUGUGAAACAGUCCUUUUUUAAAAAACAAAUAUCUUUACUUGAGAUGGAAUAAUGGAAAAAGGGAAAUGUAGUCCUUCCUCGAACCCACUGAUGACAUCCGCACACUGAGGAGCACCUCACACUGUUGCUAGCUUCUCUUUGCUAGCCUUGUGGUUUCCAUGUGUGACUCAUAGCUCCAGUAUGCUCCACUCCCUCUACCCUCUGUCUGUCUCUUUGUGUCCUUUCUCAUUCCCUCUCUUUCCCAACUAAUCUCCUCUUCCUCCUCCUCCUCCUCCUGCCUCCUCCUCUCAUUCACCUGGGCUUAAAUUCUUACAUUUCUUCCUCCUCUCCGUCUUUUACUCAUUUUUAUUUUCAAGCUAAAGGCUUGUUUGUACUUUCUCUGUGUAUCUUAAACCGUGAACCGUCUCUGCUAGUUCCCCCUUUCUCUUGUCUCUCCAUGUUUAUAUCACUUUUUUUUUCUUUUAUUCGUGGUGUUGUUGUCUUAGUUGCAUCUGUUGUGAUUCUAGCAGCAUCCAUAAAGACAAAGAUGGAUGAUUGUUGAUAUUUCAAGAAACUCUCUGAGAACUUGUGAUUCAUCAAUCACAUGUCCAGUUAAAAAUAAUGUACUGUGGUCUUUAAAAGGACAGAUUCCUCAGUGUGUGGGAGAAAGAAAAGGAGAAACAGGCUUUUCUUUCUGUCUUAGAUAAAAGCAAAUCAUACAUCACAGAGUGCAGUGAAGGUUCACACUCUAUGUUUAGUGGGAACAGGAGGCUUUCUCGUGUGUGUGUGUGUGUGUGUGUGUGUGUGUGUGUGUGUGUAUGUGUUAAAGGAUGUGUUGCGCACUGGAAUCCAGUACGGCUAAUUUUGGAAUAAAAAUGCCACUGAGAAUAGGCAGCUGUCUUUGUAGUUUGCACAGGCACAUACACAAACAUAUGCGCACACAGAAACACACACUUAAACACUAGUGUGCGGCAUUCAGGCAGGUGGGUGGGGUGGGUGUUGGAAAAACAGAAACAGGACCUAAGUUAUACAGACAUGCUGUUCAUGUUACAUCCCAAAACAUACACUAGAAUGUAAAUGUAGGAAAGAGAAAUCAUGUUUUUGCAAAACAGACCACACUGUGCUUCCAUAGCAACAAUUUUCCUGUCAGCCCACCUGUGAAACAAAUUAACUUUGAGUUUAACAUGUCCACCAUGUUGCAGUUUUCACAUCAUCACAUCAGUUGACUGUUAUAUAUCACAUUAACAACAGGAUGCCAUGUAUGCUUCAGUUUUCUGCAGACGGGGCUGACUCUGCCAUGAGAGACCCUGACCAAAAGGUUCAUCUUGUUUAAGUGUACGCUCGACUGAGAUAUUUUUCAGCAUCAGUAUGUCCAUUUAUUUUUACACUGUUUUUGAACUUCAUGUUAUUUAACUUAAUAAAUGCUCCGGAUCAGUUUUUUCUUGAUACUCUGAUAAUGAGGGGCAUCAUGGAAACUUCAGUGACUCAGGGCAAAAAUGUUUUUACAGCAAAUUAAGGAUAUUCGUACUCACAUGGAGGACAGACACAUGUCUAAAUAAUGGAUGGAGCAGAGACAAUGACAGUGUACGAGCGUGAGACGGGGCAGCUAGCCUGAAAGCCCAAGCUCAGGGGAGUACGUCAGAGAAGGGAUAAGCUGGUGGAAAAGACUUUACAAAAGGAAAGGAGACGGGUUGAGGGAGCAAAGACGUGCAGAAGUGUGUCAGGAAGGGGAAGUAUACUUAGCGGAGGAGAGGUUGAAAGAGCUGGAGGGGUUUUAAGGACUUCAACAAAAGUAGAAGAGCAGAGUAAAACAGUGGUUUCAAAUAAACAGACGUUUCUGAGCAUGUUUCAAAAAAGUGGAAAAAAGAGUCAGGCAGAAAGAAGCGGAAGGUGCAGACAGAGAGAUAUAAAGAUAGGGAAAAUAGGGAAACUCUCCUAAAGACAGGAAGAGAAAGAGAUGCAGUAAGAGCUGAAAACAAAAAGCAAGGGAUAGUCGGAGACAGGCGGAGGAGCGUGACAGAGCCAGAACAGAAAAGUCUUUAUCCCACGACCAGGCAGAGCUGGAGACAUGGCUCCACAGGGAGUUUGUGCUCAGGGAAUGAUCGAGUUAUUUUUAUGGGAUAUGAAUCCUCAGGAAUGCUUCAUCUCUAACAACACUUUAUUUGGUAUUUGGCUGUAGCAGAUAUUUAGCUGCAACUCAGUGUGAUUUUAUGUUGUUCUGUAGCUAAAUCAGACAUGAAUAACGAGUUUGAUCAUUGAAUGAAAUGGGAAAUGCUUUAGACAGCAUUGAUAGGACUUCUAAAGGUAAAAUAUCUCCAAAAGAAGACAGCUUUACAAUCUGAAAGUCUAAACAAAUAUUUAUCACAAGGUUUAAUUAGCAGCUAAUUUUUUUCCUCUCCAAAACACAAAGAAGGGAAAAAUACUCCAAGUUAAAAAACUAGAUUAGAAGUUUAUUUAAAACACUAAGGGCCUGAUCUACUAAAGGUUUGCGUGUGCAAAAACACGUGCAAACUUGAUAGCGCACGCAAACCUGAUCAACUAACCGGGUGCACCGAGGAUUGCAUCUGUCAAAUGGGCAAAACAGCGCGUGCAAUGGAUUCAGCGUAUUUGCCUUCAUGAAUAUGCAGAAUGUGUGUAGAUCAGCAGAACAAAAUUCACGCAAAAUUCUGGGAGGAGCAGGUGCAAAUAGAAUCGUUUGAUUGAAACCAAUUGCGGUCGCUGUUUUGACUCCGGAUCUGACAAGUAAUUCAGUUUUUUCAAGCUUUCAUAAAAUAUCCUUGAUACGAUCAAGCUUUGUGCUUUAUAAUGAUCCUGAAGGAUGUUUUUACCUUUUGUAACCCCUCAGCAGCCAUUAGCUUGUUAGCACUUGUGCACACUCGUGAUUGAUACAGCCGCUCUAUCUCAUUGUGCUCAUUCUGUCCCUUGGCUUUUCAGACACAUACAAAUACACACAUCUUUCUCCUGCUGCUCCUUUUCCUUCUCUCCCCUCUCCACCUGUGCUCAAAACUUUUUCACAUUAUUUGAGGGGCUUAUGAUGAAGUGAAAGAGAGAGCUGUUUGAGGGGAAUUCCACAUCCCCACUCUGCUGCUAAGUAAGAAAGGGAGGCUGUGCUUCAUUCAACAUAUGGUACAUAAAGGGGGCAACACAGCAGGUGACACAAUAAUGUUUCGGUUUUGAUAAGCAAAGUUUAUGAUCAUUGGAGCCUAAGUCAUAAAUCACCAGACCCUGAUGUAAAACAUGAACCUCAUGUAGGACGCUCUAAAAGUUUGUUGUAUUUAUCUGUUAGCCUUACCAAGAACUGCAGAUAAAUAUAGAAUAAAUUACAGAGAUUUUUGUCUCAAUCUUCUUUUUUGUGCACAUAGCUUUGCAAGCAUAUUACUGUAAAUUCAUGAUACUCUUCCCAACGCCAGAGUGCUGUGCUUUUGUCCUCUUGACUAACCAUAAACAUAAAGAUUUGAAUACACACCUCCUGCUCCUGGCUCCACCUUAAACCAACAUUUGUUUUACAAUAUGGUUUUGAAACAGGAAGAGGGAGGCCCCACCCCUGUACACUCCCCUGCUGUCAGUUCUUUUCCAUGUCUGAUCCGUUUACUCCUCUAUACCAUGAAUCCCUCUUCUCCUCCCUCUUACUCACAGUCUCCUCCUCUUCUCUGUCUCUGUUACUGUCCUUUUCUCUCCUGUUUCUGUCUCUGCCCCCUCUCCUCUUCCUCCUUUCCUGAGGUAAACCGCCUUCAAGUGGUUUCUGGCCUGUUUCCCAUCCUCUGCAUUCCCCCUGUGUCUCCCUGGGUUGCUGUGGAGAAGCACCAGGAGAGAGACACUCAUCCCGCUCUUCUCUUUUUUAAUCAAACUCUAAAUACCAACAGCAGAGGAGGGAGACUCAUUGUUUUAUUAACAUCCUUUUUUACAGGGAUCCCCGAGGCUCAAAGGUCACUGUUGAAUGUGCGUCCUUGCAUAAAUUGCAAAAAUAAAAAAGUAAACAGUCUGUUCCUAAGACUUACUGCAUCACUACCAUCUAAAUAUUUUUACUAUUACAUCUUUCAAACACCUUCCUUCACUCUGCUCCUUGGGGCUUGAAGUUAAACAAAAAGUUAUAUUCAGUGUUUCUCAUCUAGUGGCUAUGGCUGUGAACAAAUAUGGUAUAGCUUUUGUCCUGCUCAUAAAAAAAGAUAUAUUUAUCCUUGCGUUAACAUCCAUUCAAACUUGUUAGGAGUCUUUCUUAUCAGUUUGUGCAUGACUAAUAUUUGCAGUUGUUAGGAAAACACUUGACCAUUUAUUAAGAUGAACAAUGCAUCUCCACCUGUUCCUCUUUUGAAGAGGAGGUAACAUCCUGCCCCUUCUGUUAGCUGCAACACAUAUUUUACACUUGAAUCAGGUCCUUCCCAAAAUCACGUGACAUACAUAUUCUAGCUUAUAUUCAAGGCUUUGCAUCUGCUCUGUCAAUGCCACCGAUGCCUUAAAAGAAUGUUCCAGCAUAAAUUGAAUGAAUGUUGCCAACCACUUGCUUCUCUAGUUACACCAACUUCAACAACGAGCACACAAUAGCAAUACACAGCGGUCUAUGUCUCCAUGUGCAAACCUCAACCAAAAAGCCACUCUAUAGCCACAAAUAAUGCUCAGAACAGCACCUAACUUCAUCAACAGUACAUAUAGGGUUCCAGCCAUAGUUCUAGCCACUAAACAUCUUUUUAGCUUUGCCUGAUUUCUUUAGCAAAGAGACUAAACACAACUCACCUACUCUCCUCCAGCAGCCGCUUGUUUGUGAGGGAUCACCGAGUGCAGCGGAGUUUCGCAGCUCAAGGAAGAACAUUUAUGAUCAUUACUUCAUGGAAAUGCAAUCAGAGUUCUUGUGUAUUUUGUAUGUGCACUGCAAACGCGGUAGUUCUUCAGCCUUAGCGUCUCGGUCUGGUUGCAUUUCCAUGAAGUAAUAAUCAUAAAUUUUCCACUGCACUCAGUGAUCGAGGUUUGCACGUGGAGACGUAAACCCCCAUGUAUUGCUAUCGUGCUGUCAUUCCUAGAGUCGGUAUAACUAGAGAAGCAAGCAGACAGCAUCAUUCAUCUCUCUAGGGAGUGACUAACUUGGUGUUAUGGUGUGUUUGACCAUAACGUAAAUUAAACGCCAGAAUAUCCCUUUUAGUCAAAACGAUAUAUGAGCUAAAUGGUAUAAUACUUGGAUAGCACAAUUGCAAUGAGUACCUGUGCAAUAUUCAUAUCACAAAUGACCAUGUCAUGCUGUCACAUUACAUAUAUCUAUCUGAGAUCGCUCUGAUGCAGCAGGUGUACACCCAUGGACUAUUAUACGAAUGAGACCACAAAGUGUUUACUUUUAGCAACUGUACUCAGAGUGCACGAUGUCAUAGUGAUGUGAACAUCAAAUGUAAAAGAGUAUGGGGAGUUUUUGUUCAGUUAUGUUACCAUCAGGGGCCCUAAGGUAUGAUCUCACUACUCCUCAGUAUCUGCAUAUAAAAGCAAAACUGUAAGGAGUGAUGAGGUUGAAGCCAACAUGCCAAACAAAACAACAUUCUGCGGCUGAAAUAAACAGUUCAACAGUUGUCUGACUGAACUAAAUCAGGGAGAGCUCUAAACCUUUCAGCAUCACUCUUUAAGAGCUGGUAUCCAGCUGUUUGAACAGCAUGUUGGAAAGACUCGCAAAUGAAAAAUAUGAAAAAAAAUGUUUUGUUUCCCAAAAUAUCCUUAUUUCACUAAACUUGUUUCACUAAAAUAAUGGUUGCCAGGCAACAGAGUAUUCAUAUCACUUCCCAUGUUGAACAGAAAAUUCUUAUUCAAAUGAUACCAUCUAAUAUGUUGUACCCAUGUAAGUUUUCACCCCCACAUGACUGUUUAUGAAUGCCGGUUUGAGAGGAUCUCUGGUGUGUUUGCUCUUCACUGUAGAGUGCUAUAAGUGGAAAAGAGCAGUAAGUGGAAAAUCACUGCUGUUGUUACUUAAGGUGUGUCUCCUCCCAGUGCGCGUUACCUCUGCUGCUGCCGUUCAGCAUGGAGCUUAACUCACGCACAGCGACUCAGAGUGUGUAGGAUGUAAUCUGCAGCUGUCAGGAAGAUGUAACAGGAAAUUAAGUAUUAGUUAUUUUCAAUUUAGCAUCAUUUUGAGGAGGUGUUUUCUAAGAGUGUGGGGUUAUUUUCCUCUUAUAAGCAGGCAGGGAAAAAUAGUGAACUGGAGAUGACGCCUCAAAAAGCUAAAACACUCUCAUGUGCAAGAGAAAUUAGAUAACUUUUUCAUUACUGAUGAUAGGGAUGAACUUUUAAAGGGGAGUGCUGUUUUAUCUAUUCUUAUAGAGUUUUUUAAGGCAGCACAUACUGAUGGGAGAACAAUAGAAAUCACUCUUAGAAAAAGGAAAAAACACUGAAGUUUAAACAUGGCAGCGAUGUAUAAUGUCUAGCCCAGAAAGCUGUACUCUCCUGGUGAAGCUCCAUUAGAGCACUUUGCUCCCAUCAACAUCAGAUCAGGUUUCUGAGUGUGAAAGAGAGAGAGAGAGUCAGACCACUUUGUGCCUGUCUAAAUCUGAUCCCAGUUCUUUUUGUGUGCUUCCAUAGGAACAGAAGUGUAUACUAUAAAAGUGACGCGUUCACAUCUGUGUGUGUUAGUGUCCUUUUUUUAGUGUCCCUCAGAAAACACAGAGGGGUUACACUUUGCACCAGGUCUCUGUUGACUCUGUCAGCUGGUAUAAGCCAGUUUAGAGUACCGGUAUCAUCUCUCUGACACGCACACCACAUUUUAGAUUUGAUUAUUUUGCCAUUGGGAUUUGAGAUAAUGGCAUUUACCGCAUGUUAGUACAACUACAGCCUUAAUGGCCCAUCAGUGCAACAAAGUUUGUGGUUAAUGUUGUCAGCCGCUAUACCAUCAAUACUGCAGAAACAGAUUUGUAGCUUAUACAAGUUUGGAAAUCUGUUAAAGGUCAUGGUUCUUGCUGUGGUAUAUGUAAAUCUGCAGACAGGUGCUUUGAGUACACACAGUCUAAUGAGUGUAUGUUUAUCUUCUCAGGCAAGAAAGCAUCAAAAGAGAAGAUGGCAAAGAUCUGUGCUUUGGUGCUGAUGACACGUGAGUAAUAGUCUUUCCGUUUAUCAAAGUUUUAUGAGUAAGUAAGCAAGCAAGAAAUUUUCCUUUGGAUUUAUAAUUUCCUCUAAAAAACACUGAAUUGGAAUCAGUGAUUUUACUAAUCCCAAUCCUUAUAUAGAUUUGUUUUAGAAAGCUACAGAGAAACCUCAAAGUAUACUUGAUUCACCGUUGCUGGAAGAGCUGUCUGCCAUUAACACGUGUUGAAGAAGUUUUUUAAUGGUUGUUGAACAGAUUUAAAUUCAUGUCAAUGUGUCUUUAUGAUUCUUUAUAAAAGCACACAUAAUUUGUUAUGCCUGAAACUACUGCAAAGAGGUAGAGGUUGUACAAGACAAUUGAUGUCACAAUGAAAAAACUGCCUAAUUUACAUUUUUGAAGCAAAGACUUAAGAAUGAAACAAAAGCUACAUGGAUAAAAGAAAGCAGGAUAUGAUUUUGAGUCAAAAAGUACUACCCUGGCAGAAACAGGAGGAGAUAAGCAAAGUGAUAAGCAUGUUUUUGCCAACAAGAGUUUUCUUAAUCAUAACAAAUGUGUUUUACUUUCAUCUUCUUUGUAGUCUAUGCAUAAUUGUAACUUAGAUUGUAGAGAAACUAAGUCUAAGAUAUUUAAAUGCAUCAAUGUCUAUUUUGGAAUUUAUUAAAUUCAUAUUUUAAAAUUAAGUCUUUGUUUAAACAAAGUACAAAAAGUAUUGAUAAACACAAAGAGUGCAUAGGACAGAUGUGAGUGAAUUAUGUGCAAUCAACCACAUGGACUUAGAAAAUAAACCAAGAGUUAUGAACCAUUAUGAUCCCUGGUACAAACAAAGUGAGAAGUGAGAAGUGUGCAUUGCUGUAAUCUGUCUGUGGUCUCUUGCAGUGGUGUCACUGGUGUUCGCAGAAGAGCAGAACUGUAAGUACAAAACGCAGCAAUAAGAAACUGUAAAUAUCUAUAUUUGUAUGUAUGUCUCUAAUAAGAUAUGAACAGCAGAGAACCAUUAGAGCCUAAAAUGACUGAAAGGGAUUGUAAUGUUACUCUCAUGUCAAAAGGUAUUGAUUUCCUGCUCAUGAAUGUCAAUCAUUAGUCAGAGAAUCAAACUAGGCCGUUGUGUGGUCAUCUCUCUGUGUGAGCUGUUGACUUCGCUGUCAACCUGCUGUCAUCUGACCCUCUUUUUACCUCUGUUUCCACAGUGGAGGACGACCCAUUUACUUUUGGUAAAUAUUUUAAUGCGACCAUUUAUAUGUUCAUGUAACUACAAAGACACCAACUUAAAAUGUAAAAAACUUUUCCUUUACCAAUUAAUUAAUUCAUGAUAAAAUAGUAACCACCUCUCUGACCUUCUCGUGCAGACUACCACAGGCUGCGUGUCGGAGGCCUGAUUCUGGCUGCAGUCCUCUGUCUCAUUGGCAUCACCAUCCUGCUCAGUAAGGACUCAUUGACACUAACCCACCUACAGGCACAUGAAUGUAAUCAAACAGAGCUCAGAUACACACAGAUACUAUUUAAAAAAACUCACUGUAUCCUUCGUCUUUUUUCAGGUGGCCACUGCAGAUGCAAAUUCAACCAGGAUAAGAGGUGAAACUCUGCUCGGUCAAAAAUGAAGAAUAUUUGUAUAACUGAAGUGGAAAACUCAAAGCAUGUUGUAUUAUAUUGCAGAAUAUUGGGUCUUCUGCCUUUUCUUUGCUUAACCUCUUUUUUUUUUUCUUCUCUUUACAGAAGGAGGACAGCAGGCAAUGCUCAGCCGAUGCUCUCUGAGCAAGGUAAUGUUUGUUCACCCCUCUGUAAUAGCGCUCUGCCUAUCACAGCUGUGCUUGGAGCUUCUUUUUUCUUCCUGUCCAUCACCCUUUCCUGUGCUUGAGAAUGUAAUUUAUAAAGUUUGACAAUAAUAUUCAUAACGUGAGAGUUCACUUUCAUACGGUGUGACACACAUUAUUAAGAUAGAAAGAUAUACUAGAAACCGCUAAAUGAAAUGUAUUUAUAUUUGAAUUAAACUCCAAUUUAGACUCAGAGCAGAUUAGAUUUUGAUGUUUAGAGUUCACUUAUAAAUAUAGUAUCACAUCAUCAGACCUUUUUGUCCUAUUUGGUUUGCUAUCAUUCAUCUCUCCAAGGAGAUCAAUAUCAGCUGUGAGAAGUCUAAUAGCACUCACAUGAUCUGCUGAGAAACACAGGAAGACAAGAUGUUUUCUCUUAUUAUAUUCUUCCUGCACAUGUAUGUGGUGAGACCUUCUGGGGUUUCAAAUAUCCUGAAAUACUUUCACCCUAAAGGCUACACUCACUAACUCUGGAAAUCUGUGAAAAACAAAUGGAUAAAUGAAAGCUACAGCUCGACUGGUUUAACCUCACUGGCAGCAGAGUCUGUGUAAAUCACAUCCUAAAAGGAGGAGCCGAAACUGGGUUUGGGAAUGAGUUUAAGAGCAAAUAAAGAGACGUUCAGCUGUAACCACAAACCCUCGAAAGAGCAAUGAUGAUGACAGCUUAGACAAGCAUAGGUAUUAAAUUAUCUGACCUACUGUACCUGAUUUUUAUUCUCUUCUUUAUGUCUUUUCACAAAUAAAGUAAGUCUGCACAUGAAGUGGACAUAUAUGUGGACUCUGUGCAGCUUCUUUCCCCCUUAAAUACUCAAAAUUUCAUCACCCGGUUGACAUCCCGCCAAGGUCUAAAGUUAUAUUUACUCUGUCCAUCUGUUCCACUGUAAACGGCCCCACAAUCUCACACUCACACAGACACACGCUGAAAGCUCCCACAGUGCCGGACCUAAACACCUCAACAGGUGGUGGGACUCUGGGGUAUGUGACACUCUGGUGUGUGUUUUAUGGAGUUAUGCAUUCAUAAAAGCUCUCCUGAGUUUGAGAAUCACACACAAAAAAACCCACACACAAAAUCUUGACUCAACUUUGAUGCACAUUUUUGCUGCUGUUUGAUGCUCCAGUGGUUUUAACUUCUAAAUGUUGAUAACUUCAGACGCUGUGAGAAAAUCUUAAAUGAAAACAACUCUGAUGUUGACAAAACCCAGACUACACAAAGAAACAGUGACCCCCUAUGGAUGAACACUUCCUGUGUAAUUGUGUGUCUUUGUGUAUUUGUGCAGCACAUAAGCAACUCAGCACUCACACACACACACUCCUUGCUUAUAAUGCUUAUAAUCUGAGUCAUUCAGCAGUAUUUUUUUCAUUUUCCACUUAAAAAUGACUGACAUUGUUAUUGUAGUGCUUUUAAUGCCUGUAAAUAUUUCCUGUUUUUGUAAAUAUCAAUAUUUCUUUUACAUCUAUAUCAAUAUUUUUACAGAUUUUGUCAUCAUUCUUUGAAUAUGCUAACAAAUUAUAAGACAACAAGUUUAUUUUCCUCUAUCUAGGAAAAAUAAAUGAUAAAGUAAGAAGCACAAACUGAAAUACUUUUGAUAACUGAAAUAUUCAUGAAAGGAAAUGAAGAAAUAAAUACACUGUCAUAAAUAAACUGCUGGGGCUUGAGAUUGAGUUGCGUUGUGGAAAAAAAAAAAAGCUCUAAAUAGUCGUAAAGUUUUCAAAGCAAAAUAAAUUAUUCAGUUUCUCAACAGAGUCAACAGACACCAAUGUGCUUUACUUAUUUAAGAAUAAUGGUGACUAAUCUAGUGUGUCACAUCACAGGUCAUAUUUGGCUAAAAAAAAAUAACAAUUUACAAUAUUUAUUCAUACUGAAGCUCACCCUCCUGUCUGUCUGUUUCUCUGUAGGUCGUUCCUGCGACUGCUAGAUGUGGAUCAGCGCACACUGGCUUCCCAAACCUGCAACCAACAGAAAACACAGAGCAGCGGCAGCAGCGGCAGGCCGAAAACAUCCAGCCAGAGGCUUUGGUUUAUAGUUAGAGAAGCAGAAAGUAGUCUGUGUGUACCUGCUGUGGGGAGUCAUGCGUUCUGCUUAAUAACUGAGCUACUGAUCUGAAGUCUGCACACAAACAUACACUCAAACACACAGCUUUUUAUUACAUUCAUUUCAUUCAGUUGAUUUUCUUUUUGGUAUUUAAAAAUGAUAAACCUUCCCCCAUAAAGAAAAUCUUCAGCCUUUAAGAAUUCCGUCUCUAAAGGAGCAAAAAUAUGUUGUAAUUUGUUGCUUGUCAUUGUGCCUGAUUGGGCUGAAAGGGACUCCAGUCACCGGUAACACAAACCUUUUACCAAAAACGUCCCUCAGUGUCGACAAACUGUAGGUUUAAUCCAUGUCUCACACUACUCCUUUCUUCUGUAUGCCCUGUCUUUCUGUCCAUCUGUCUGUAAAACGUUGAUGUAGAUAUUAGUUGCUAACUGUGACAAACCUAACCAACUGUCCUUGCUUUCAUGUCAAAUAUAAAAUAUCCAUAUAUUCAUGAGUGUUAAGAGUGCUGUUAAUAAUAAAUCAUGAUAAUCGGAUAGUCAUCAUGUUUAGCUUUUUGGAGAAAGGUAGAGGAUUGCACUGUUCAGAGACUCUGACAUGUUUCUAUAAAAGAAUUACUGAAACAAAAACCACAAGCUGUGAGGGUUUUUUUUUUCUGUGUGUGUGUUUGUUUGUUUUUGUAGUCUCAAACCUGAAGUUUAAAUUACCUUUUGACAAAAGUUGCCCACUGCAGCAGUUUACUGCACAUCAACAUGAGAUUAUGAGAAGUAAUUUAUUUAAUUUUAAUGCUUUAUGUCCUAAAUGAAGUGUCAUUUAUUGUUUCACCCUCACAUACUGUUUGGGUCAAAUUUGACCCGUUUUGACUUUUAACAGCAGUAAAAACACCCUAAACAUCAUUCUUUAAGGCUGAAACUUGAUGACUUUUCCUGAAGUGGCCCAAAAUACAUUAAAUUAAUUUAAAAAUAUUCAUGUGUAUUUUUGUUUAUGUGCUAGACAUUUUUCCCCUCUAAGGCUGUUACGGGUCAAAUUUGACCCGAAUCUAUUUAGAUGGAUUUUAGAUCUAGCAGUGUGGGACAAGUGACAAACAGUAACAACAGUGUUCAAUAUAAGGUUUGUUGUUCAAAAAAAUAUAUACAAAUCAUUAUGAAACUAUCAUUACCUUGACAGAAACUCACACGCACACAGACAUACAGUCACACAGACACACCUAGACAGAGGUCAAGAUGACCUAACCAGUCACAAGAACCUUCUGCAACAGAAAGCUGCUCUUUGAACUCUUUGAAGGGGCAGGGGGGGAUCCUAAAAUAUUGAAAUAGUAAACAAACAACACAUGAGUGAUCAAAGAUGGAGUACAAAGGGAUCAGAAGUCAUCCGGAGGUCAGAUGUGCUUUGACACAGAUGUAACAUGUGCACCUGCUCCUGCAAUAUAAUAUACAAAGUAACUAAUUGGAAUCUGUUUGAUUGGAAGGGAGGCAGUGGGAGUCGUAACAUUAUGAGAGUAGAGAGAGCGGCCAUUACGGUGGCAAACACAUGUGCAAGAUCCACUCAUGUGAAGUGUCCUACCUUUGCUUUGAAUGCAGAGACUAGCAGUGAGGACAGUGACAAACAGUGAGAACAGAGUUCAAUAUGAAGUUUGUUGUUCAAUAAAAUAUAUUCAAAUCAU
Molecule: messenger RNA, 17236 nt
Organism: Xyrichtys novacula (pearly razorfish)
Lineage: Eukaryota; Metazoa; Chordata; Actinopteri; Labriformes; Labridae
Source: the annotation of a GenBank genome assembly